GGCUUUUCGGACAUCAACUGGGACCCUGCAACUCUGCAACGGCUCAAAUGGCGACGGUCGGUAGAUUAUAACCGGAUCAACUACGGGGUACAGUACACUACCUAAGUUUGAGGCGCGCCAAGGACUCCCCGCACCUCUCGCAGUUGCUUGGGUGGAGCUCGGGCCCAAGACAAACGGGCGGUCAAUUGCCAAUGCCGGCGCCCCAUUUGACGGCUUCGACGGGGUCCUGACCUCCGCCCGCUCGAUGAGCUGCAUCCCCCCGUUUAAGUGCCGGCGCCGCCGAACGGUGCUCGCCUCGUCGUGGCUCUCCGUGCUCGCCGUCCUGGUGCUGCUGUGGUUCUAUCUCUACACCUUCGACUACGGGUCCGACCAGCGCGAGUUGCCUGCUGCGAUUCAGUUCGUGGCCAACGACGGGAAGCCGGGGCUGGACCAUCCGGAUAACGCCGACCGAGCGAAGCCGACAACCACCGCCGCCACGCCGCCGGCCAUGACGACCAAGGAGAGGCCCCGUCCGACCGCGACGGAGCCCGCCGUCAAACUCCGCCAGGGCACCUACAUCGGCACCACCCUUCUUGCCUCGCCACGGCUCCCCAAGUCGAUCGAGGCCUUCCGCGGCGUGCCCUACGCCCAGGACACUGGCGGCCAGAACCGCUUCCGGCCGCCACAGCCGCUCCCCGAAUCCACCGAGACGUUUGACGCAGUGGCCUGGGGCAAGAUAUGUCCGGCCGACGGGGUGGUGCGUCGCAACAUGAGCGAGGACUGCUUAAAUGCAAACAUCUACCGGCCUGCUGGGUUGGUUGACAAGGACGGGUACGAGCGGACCGGCGACCAGGGGGCGGCGCGGAAGAGGCCACGGCUGCCCGUCGUCGUGUACGUGCAUGGCGGCGGCUUCAACACCGGCCACGGGGCCGAGCGCAAUAUGGCAACCUUCAUCGCCUUUGCCGAGGCGCCCAUGGUGGCUGUUAACUUCAACUACCGGGUCGGCCCGCUGGGGUUUCUGCCGUCCGAUGUGACUGCGCGGGAAGGGCUGCUGAACUUGGGGCUGCGGGACCAGCAAAUGCUGCUCGAGUGGGUGCGCGACAACAUCGAGGCGUUUGGCGGUGACCCUGGGAACGUCACCCUCAUGGGGCUCAGCGCGGGCGCGCACUCGAUCGGCCAUCACAUCAUGCACUACUCGCGCUCCUCCAAACCGGCACCCUUCGCCAGAGCCAUACUCGAGUCCGGCGCCACCACCGCCCGCGCCGUUUUCUACCCAACCCACCCCCGCCAUCUCGUACAGUUCCGCGAGUUCCUCAUCGCCGCCGGCGCGGGGGGCGUCCCGGAAUCCGAGAUCUUCCCCUACCUCCGUACGCUUCCGCUCAAAACCAUCGUCCGUGCGGGCAAGGUUGUCUGGGACAAGUACUCGGCCAACGUUACCUGGCCCUUCCAACCGGUCAUCGACGGACCGAACCCCCUCGCCAACUCCAGCAUCCCCGACGCGCCCGCGCUCCCGCCCCUGAUCCCCGAUCUUCCCAUCAACUCCUGGCGCUCCGGCCAGCAUCUCCGGAUCCCCAUCAUCACCGGCUUCAACACGAACGAAGGCACCGUCUUCAUCCCGCCCAAGGCCAACACGGCCGCCGAGUUCCGCGCCUUCUUCCAGACCCUCAUCCCCUCCCUGACCUCGGCCGACCUCGACAAGCUCGAAGCGCUCUACCCGGACCCGGUCACCAACCCGUCCGCGAGCCCAUACACCAAAGUUCCCCGGGGCAUGGGCAAGCAGUGGGCGCGGCUCGACGCCGCCUACGCGCACUACGCGUACAUCUGCCCCGUGCUGCAGACGGCGCACUUUAUGUCGCUCGCCUCCGGCGGCGCCAGUAGCAACGUGUACGUGUACCAGUACGCCGCGACGGCGGCGCACGGCACGGCCAACCACGCCGACGAGGCGCCCGUCGCGGCGCACGACCUGGCCGACCUCGGCGGCGGCGUGCCGGGCCUCGAGGCCGUCGCGCGCGAGAUGCACGGCGCGUUCGCCCGCUUCGUCGCCGGCGUCGCCGGCAGCGGCAGCCCUAACGAGGGCAACGCCGGCGGCGAGAAGGGCCUGCCCUGGCCCGCGUUUGUGUCGCCUUUCACCACCGCCGCCACCGCUGGGAGUGGCGCCGGGGCCGGCAAGAUCAUGGUGUUUGGCGAGGGGAAUGACGAGCGCAGCGGGGGCCGCCACAGGGGCGUGCCGGCGCAGGUGCGCGAGAUGACUGAACUGGAGAAGGAGGCGUGUCGGUUCUGGUGGGAGAGGAUUGGUCUGAGCCAGGGGUUUGGCAGGAGGGAGCCGGAGGCUUUGAAGAAGCAAGGCGGAGCGAAGUUGUAGAUUUUUUGGGGGUUGGGAAGGGGGGAGGCAGGCCUUCUUUGCCAUGCUGCUUGCCGGACGGUGGAUUGUAUGAUACACGGGACACUGGCCUGUCAUGGAAAGUGCAUAAAGGCGUCCGCGGCGUUUUUAGCUGUACUACCUAGGUGCUUGCGGUCUGUUUUCCAGCAUAUUGAUAGGAGAAAAUUGUUGUCGCCAUGUUCCUUGCCUUUGUAUCAACUCACAGGUACAUAUAUAUGAAGGUACCAUACCGGGUUGGAGCGGU
Thermothielavioides terrestris NRRL 8126 is the source of this 2603-nucleotide messenger RNA. RefSeq lists its product as uncharacterized. NCBI's taxonomy places the organism in Eukaryota, Fungi, Ascomycota, Sordariomycetes, Sordariales, Chaetomiaceae. The record is from RefSeq and is a predicted model, not a curated record. The transcript has a single exon. The coding region runs from base 245 to 2341 and encodes 698 amino acids.